GGCAGAAUGGGGAUUUUACAUGCGUGUUUUAAUUAAUCAAUUAAAAAGGGCAGAAGGAAAGAGAGGGUGGGGCCUGUAGGAAAGCAUAAAAUGGGAGUAUCGGUACAACUUUGGUGAACUAGAAGAAAGAAUGAGCAAGAGACCUCCGCCUGAUCCCGUGGCGGUGCUGAGGGGUCACCGCGCUUCUGUCACCGACGUCUGCUUUCAUCCCUCCAAUUCUAUACUUUUCACAGGUUCUUCAGACGGGGAGUUGCGGAUAUGGGAUACAGUACAGCACCGGACAGUAUCAUCCGCCUGGGUGCACAGCGCGGCACACGGCGUUGUCUGUGUUGCCGCUAGUCCUUUAAUUGGAGACAACAAACUUGUCAGCCAGGGUAGGGAUGGAACCGUUAAGUACUGGGAUAUCGAGGAGGGAGGUCUGUCAAGCUUGAUUUUCAAUUUUGACAACAGGUCUCCUUCUCUUACAAUCAAAACAAAUGCUUACCACUUUUGCAAGCUUUCCUUAAUGAAGAAGCCUUGUGCCUGUGCAAGGCAAGCUGAAGGGCCUAAGCAUUAUCAUGAUAUGGAUGUCAAGGACACAGUUGAUGCUGAAAUGCUGAAUGAUAGCAGUGGAAAGGCUCAAGAAAGUCUGACAGAGUGUUCUGAUGCUGCACAUGCUGAAGGGCCAAAAUAUGUUGCAAUAGCGGGGGAACAGUCUUCUGAGGUUGAGAUUUGGGAUCUCAAUACUGCAGAAAGGAUUGCACAAUUACCUCAAAAGUGCCUUGGUGGAUCCUCAAAUUAUUGUACAAAAUCAAGAGGAAUGUGCAUGGCUGUUCAGGCAUUUUUACCAUCUGAAUCACAGGGUUUCCUAAACAUCUUGAGUGGUUAUGAGGAUGGAACCAUGGUUUGGUGGGAUAUAAGGAAUCCAGGGAUUCCUAUAACUUCUGUAAAGUUUCAUUUGGAGCCAAUUUUAAGCAUAUGCCUUGACGGGUCAUGCAGUGGGGGAAUCUCUGGAGCUGCAGAUAACAAAAUUGUGAUAUUUGGUCUAGAUAAUCCGAUGGGUUCGUGUGUAGUCAAGAAAGAAAUUAGUUUGGAGCGGCCUGGCAUAUCAGGCACCUCAGUUCGAUCGGAUGGCAAAAUUGCUGCAACUGCUGGCUGGGACCAUAGAAUAAGGAUAUUUAAUUAUCGUAAAGGAAGCGCUUUGGCAAUAUUAAAGUAUCAUCGUGCCACGUGCAAUGCUGUCUCAUUCUCACCUGAUUGCAAGCUAAUGGCCUCCUCCUCAGAAGACUCCACAGUUGCGCUGUGGGAACUUUACCCUCCCUAAUACAGAACUUAAAUUAUAUAGACUGCAAUGCACCAAGCUGGGAUUGCGAGAUUCGUGGUCAAUGGCAUGGUCCAGAUGCUUUGUUUCUCUUAUUUUCAUCACUUAAUUUCUGUUUUGUUUUAUACUCAUGUAAUAGUAGAUUUUGGGUCUCAUGUUGAGGUGUUGUACAUACAGUAAAGAGGGUUACCUACAUUGAUCAUAUUUAUUUCGGUUUUUCUUCUAGGCUGGAAAUAUACAAAGGGGACUUGAUGUAUAAAAAGAAAGUUGGAGACUGGAAAAUUUUGCUGUGUUUUACACGGCGCUCUAAAUCAGUUAGGUUGGUUUGCAUAAAGUUUGAAAUCGAUACUCUAUUUCCUUGCUUUUAAGGCUGUAAACCAAUAAUUUCUCACUGAAAUAUGCUGAACCAGAUCCAUGCUUCUGAUUCAUUCAUAAACCAAUAGCUCUUGAAUACACACAAGUGGGCUUCCUAGAACAGGUGUGUGGACCUCUUCCGUGUAAGUCAGGGCUGAAUUGAUCGGUGCAUGGGGCCCUAAAUGAUCUGGGCAGCAAAGAGAAUUACGCAGUCUUACAAAGUGUUAUUCUAUUACCCGUCCUGGGGAUGAAAAGAUUAUCAUUGGAUCAGAACAAGACUUUAUGUUAUUGGGGCCGAAUGAAGAAUGAGACUCCUCAGCUGAAAACCUAAUAGACAGAAUGGUAUGUAUAAAUACUAGAAUUCUGAAGAGGUACAUGUGCUGUGACUGUUUCUCUCGGUGCAAAUCUGACUCUGAGAUUGAACUUGCUCUUUACAAUUAAGUAAAGCAUCUUCAUUGA
Messenger RNA from Vitis riparia (riverbank grape), 2113 nucleotides. Its product is annotated as protein DECREASED SIZE EXCLUSION LIMIT 1. Bases 131 to 1303 code for a protein of 390 amino acids. Gene Ontology annotation, molecular function: protein binding. Lineage: Eukaryota; Viridiplantae; Streptophyta; Magnoliopsida; Vitales; Vitaceae. The transcript is spliced from 13 exons. The record is from RefSeq and is a predicted model, not a curated record.